Messenger RNA from Polyodon spathula (Mississippi paddlefish), 6464 nucleotides. RefSeq names its product N-acetyl-beta-glucosaminyl-glycoprotein 4-beta-N-acetylgalactosaminyltransferase 1-like. Gene Ontology annotation, cellular component: Golgi cisterna membrane. The coding region runs from base 744 to 4232 and encodes 1162 amino acids. Gene Ontology annotation, molecular function: acetylgalactosaminyltransferase activity. Lineage: Eukaryota; Metazoa; Chordata; Actinopteri; Acipenseriformes; Polyodontidae. The record is from RefSeq and is a predicted model, not a curated record. The transcript is spliced from 20 exons.
CAACGUUGGAAUUGGAAUGUUGAUGAAAUCUCUAUAAAUGACACUAGACAUAUGUCAGUAUUUAUGAUUAUUAUUGUACUGAUAUUACAGACGAGAACACAACGGAGUUAGAAAUGGAACUCUAAGAACACUUUUUGAAAAUAAUCUUUCCUGUUCCUCCGGAGUAAUUUUGAAACUGUGUGUUGUUUUGUUGUCACAUAGUGACUGGGGAAUUAAAAUCAAUUGACACUCUUCUUGCAAAACAAGACGUCAAUGUUCUAGACUGCCUUUGGUGGUGUUCUGCAGUGCUAAUGAGCCUUUUCAAAAACCGGCUUCAUCGUGUUAAUGAAUUAAGCCAGUGUUAUAUGCCGUGGACGAGAUAAAGUUACGUUUCAGAAGAUUAACAAGGACUAUUUAUUUAUUUUUUUUUUUUUUUGUCCGAUUUUAUAUCCAGGCUGUAGUUACAACUGUCUUUACAAGGGCGAGCGAGUUAUUAGAAGAGAGGCGCGCCGUAAAUAGUUUUGGUAAAGAUUGACCAUGUGCCUUUUCUUUUUUAUUUGUUCUGGACAGCGACUGGACAGUACCGGUACACGUUUUAUUGAAUGAACGUGCAAAAGUAUUAGUGACGCCUUUUUAAUAACACUUAGAAAAGCUCUCACUUAUAUUUUAAGAGCUGCGGUUCACAGCAGUGGAACGCUGAUUUGGUGGGACAACAAAUAGCGUUAUUCUCACGUGGUUUGCUUAUUGGUGAUGGUCCAGCAAGAAUGCUGCGCCUGCCGGUGAAAAAGAUCCGCAAACAGUUCAAACUUCUUCUGUUAUUGGUGCUGCUCACCUUUGCUGUGUGGUUCACUUACCUGCACAUCAGCCUGGUUAGGCAAGGGAAAGCAAUCAAGCUUCACAUCAACUAUGGCAAAGAUGGCGAGAAGCCGAACGAAGGGACUGAUGGCGGUCGGAACAGAGACUCGUCCAAUCACAGAAAGCCUGGCGACUCACACGACAGCGGAGAGGACGAGCAUGGGGUGGACGGACCAGACCAGUUUGGAGGGCGAAAUAGAGAUGACAGUAGAGAUUCUAUAGAAACAAACAAAUUCCUCAGCCUGAAACAGAACAUGUUGCCAUGGACACCAGAGUAUAAAGGGCAGGCUAAUCUCCAUGUGUUUGAAGACUGGUGUGGGUCAUCCGUCAAUCAGCUGCGAAAGAACCUUCACUUCCCACUCUAUCCACAUACCAGGACCGUAGUUAAGAAACUUGCGGUGGCCCCAAAAUGGAAAAACUAUGGACUACGAAUAUUCGGAUAUAUUCAUCCUUACAGAGAUGGCGAUUUCCAGUUUGCAGUCUCCUCCGAUGAUAACUCCGAAUUUUGGCUGAGCUCUGACGAAAACCCAGUCAAUGCCAGGCUGGUGGUGUACGUUGGGAAGCUGGGCUCUGAGUGGACGGCUCCAGGGGAGUUCACCAAGUUUCGAUCUCAAGUUUCCAAGUCUGUCCACCUCAUUUUUUCAAGACGCUACUACUUUGAAGUUCUUCACAAACAGGACGACAAGGGCUCUGACCACAUUGAGGUUGGGUGGCGUCCUUUUCUCCCAGGGCUGAAGUUUGAAGUUAUUGAUUCCCCCUACAUCUCACUUUAUACAGACGAGGCCUCUUUGAAGAUGAACAGCGUAGACCACAUCCCACAGACCCACGCAAGCCACGCCAGGCCACGAGAUGGAGCAUCACAAACUGGGCAGCACGGAGCUGACAUGCUGAAACCAGAUGCCAGAGACACCUUCUUCCUCACUCCAAUGAUAGAGCCGUCUCGUCUGGAGAAUGUGCUGCCGGCCUGCCUGUACUCUCCCACCUAUGUUGUGAAGGAUUUCCCAAUCGCUCGCUACCAGGGCCUUCAGUUCGUUUACCUGUCAUUUGUGUAUCCCAAUGACUUCACCAGACUGACCCACAUGGAAACAGAGAACAAGUGUUUCUACAGAGAGUCUCCCAUCUACCUGGAAAAGUUUGGCUUCUACAAAUACAUGAAGAUGGAUGAGGAAAAGAAUGACAGGCCUUUCUUCUUUCCAAAUCCAGGAGAUUUCCCUGAUGAAGAGGAAGGAGUGGACCCUGAAGACGAAUCUUUACCUACUAAGAGCCAUCCAAUCAGAAACGAGACCAACACCAGACAGUCCGACCCGCACUUGACUUCCAGGGUUAAAAGGAAGCCCGACCCUCCCACUGCCAUCGACUACGGGGAUGACGUUGAUGACUAUGCGUUCAGACGCAGGCAGAAGGUGUUCCGGGCUGAGGAAACGCAGGACAAAGAGACCCAGAGAACUAGCACCAAAGACCCCUCUGCAGCAACCGAUCUCCAUGGCAACCAGGAAGUGGUGGACUUCAAUGAGCCCAUCAUCAUCCGGGGGAAAUCCCUUUCCUGGAUCCGGAUUGGCCCGGAGGAGCUGAGCAAAAAGGGGGGCGACGAAUCAGCGGUGCCGAAACAGAGCAUGCCCAGCCUCUUCCUGACUAGCAGGACCAAGCAGAUCGUCAGCAACUCGGCUCACGCUGCUGCAGACACCAACAACCACAAUGACCGCAAGAAAGACCAGAACAAAACCUACAUCACCAGGCCCCGGCCAAACAGGAAGACCACGUUACCCAGGCAACCCAGAGAGGUCUUCCCAGGUGUUUUCUUGUACCAGAAUGGCAAAACCACCAAACUUGUGAACCUCAACACCAAGCUCAGUGGCAAGGGGCUUGUAAGUACUUCCCAGCUGAGGACCCUUUUCAAGGAUAGCCAUGCACCCUGGCUGGGCAGCAACAUCACCAAGGAGGUUGUUCAUGGACAGAAGACCUUUGCAAGGAAAUGGGUCUCUUUGCAGAAGAAAGAGGUGGGCAAGGAAAAGGACACAAACAAGGACACUGCCACUCCAGCACCCUCUAGUGCCAUCAGGGAGGUCCCACCACCCACUACCUUGACAGUAAAAAGGGGCGAGACAGACUUGAAUUCCUUGGAGAACACCCUGCCCUUGGAGGCCAGGGUGACAUCCUACAUGAAGACCUCAGAGAUCACAGAGACGCAGUUGCUGGAGGCAGAGCCCGUGGAUGAGGCAGAGGAGGGAGGGCUGUCUGACUACAGCUACGAGGACUCGAACCCGCGGCCUGGCUGGGCUGAGGAGUCCAUUAACUGGCAGCGCACCUUUACUGUGAACACCAUGGACUUUGAGCUGCUGCGUUCCGACUGGAACGACCUGCGCUGCAAUGUGUCAGGAAACCUGCAGCUCAGCGAGGCCGAGGUGGUGGAUGUCCUGGCGCAGUACAUGGAGAAACUCAACGAGAGGAAUGGAGGGAUUUACACUCUGCUCCGGAUCAUCAACAUGGAGAAACGGCGGGACUCUGCGCGGGGGAACCGCUACCUCAUCGAGCUGGAGCUGAUGGAGCGGGGGAGGAGGGUGGUGCGUCUCUCCUGGUACAUCUACCUGCUCCUGCACCGCAGCCGUCAUGAAGACAGCCUGGAGGCCAGCGAGGGCGGCACCCCCCCCUCCACCACCAGCACACUCCCACGCACACCCCCACAGUGGGGCACCUCUUACAGCAAGCCCCUGCUGUGCCAGCCCCUCCGUCUGCAGUGGAGACACAAUGUCAUGGUGCACUUUGUGGUGCCAGUAAAGAACCAGGCUCGCUGGGUACAGCAGUUCAUCAAUGACAUGGAAUUCCUGCACCAGGAAACCAAGGACGACAACUUCAGUGUUAUCAUCGUGGACUACGAGAGCGAGGACAUGGAUGUGGAAAAGGCACUGAGGGACAGCAAAUUGCCCCGGGCUGGGGGGUAUCAGUACAUGAGGCGUGAAGGGAACUUUGAGCGCUCUGCUGGGCUGCAAGCUGGAGUCGACUCUAUUGAGGACAGUCACAGCAUUGUGUUCCUGUGUGACCUGCACAUCCAUUUCCCUCUCAACAUCGUGGAGAGUGUCCGGAAGCACUGCGUGGAGGGGAGGCUGGCCUACGCCCCCAUCGUCAUGAGGCUGGCAUGUGGAAGCUCUCCACGGGAGCCCAACGGGUAUUGGGAGGUGAAUGGUUUUGGUUUGUUUGGCAUUUACAAGUCCGACUUCGACAAGAUCGGAGGGAUGAACACAGAGGAAUUCCGGGAUCGAUGGGGAGGCGAGGACUGGGAAUUACUGGACAGAGUUCUUCAGAAUGGUUUGGAGGUGGAGCGAUUACGACUUAGGAACUUUUUCCAUUACUAUCAUUCUAAACGAGGCAUGUGGAAUUCGAAGAAACCCCCCAAAGGAUAGCAGAAGGGUGCUAUUUACUUUGAGAAAAAAAACAAGAGCCUGCUAAGCGCAUGCUGCAGAGGCAUUAUUGAAGGACUACCAAGUCACUUUAAGGACCCCUUUAUCGAGACAAAAAAGGGAGAGUUCAGCCAUCUUGUUCGCUGUCCUGAAAUCAAAGACUUAAUAAAUCUUUCGUAGCUGCUUGAAGUAAUUUAACAAAUACUCAAGGAAGUGUAUGUUUUUUUAGGAGAAUUAUUUUAAAAAGGGAGAGUUUUGUUGUAUUUGUCAAUAGGGAUAACAGCUCUUGUUGUAACAAAACAAUGUCUGCACUAUUUAUAAACUAGUUACUAUGUUGAUAUGACAUGUUGACAGUUAUAUUGCUGGAGGUCCAGUGAAAACAAUGUGUAUUUGAAUGGAUGUCUGGGAUAAGCAGGUCAGACACAUAGAUUUCUGUAUACUGUAUGAGGAUUUCAGACUUUAUAAUUACUUCUCCAGUACGUAUUGUUAGUACCAAUAUAGAAGCUCCCUUACAUAAUACUGCUAUGUAAAACUGAGCAUAUGGUAUUAUGUGAAUUUCAUUUGGACACAUAGAAAUGUAUUUGGAAAUGGAAAUACCUAACCCAGAUUUGAAGCCCACUAAUUGUGUUUGGGUUCUAGAAGUUUAUUUAACCAGACACUAAAAAUAUGCUCCUUGAAUGCAUUUCACAGUAUGUGACUUUUUUCAUAUGAGCCAAAGCGUUGCUUGGGAUGGUUAACGGGAGCUAAAGAUCAUAAUAUGAAAGGAAAUUAAAUACACACAAACUGUAGAAUGAUGAUGAAUUAAAACACCUUUGAAAAAGGGAGAACUUCAAAAUGAGUUGCUGCAGGCUCCAGAUGAGAAGCUUCCAUGCAUAGGAAUGCUGUUUCCAGUUCUUCAUUUUGAGCAUAACAAUACUUUUAUUUGAAAGUUUUUUCUUAGUCAGCACUGCUCUAUGUCUCAAAAAAAAAAAAAGUUUUUUAAAAUGUAAUGCGGAAAGCUAUAAUGUGACUGUGUACGGUUAUAGAACUGUUUAUUUAAAAUUGGAUUCACACACAGAAUAUUAAGUUUACACCAAGAGAAAAUACUUGACCUGACAGAUAUGUUUUUUUUUUUGUGUUCUUUGUGGGGCUGGGACCUGGAAAUAUUGGUGUGUCACAAGGAGGGAGCAGCUACUCCAGUCUGUUUCCAUUCUUAUUGAGAUUAUCGCCUCUCUUUAUAUCUGGAGGAUUCUACUGAGAUGUAACAGUUCCUUCCCUUAGGUGUCCUGUUUCUAUUUUAAAGGGUCGGAUUGUUCUUUUUCAAUUAGAUAAGCUGGAACUGUGCUUUCCAACACAAGACAAAACUAUAUAUCCUUCAGAGGGCAUUACAAAGGCUUUUCCUUUGUUAAUUACAAAAUGCAUCCUUAUAUUUGGCUGUCUACGAAGUACAUUCAUAUUUGAGGAUACUUUGUAUGGAACCAGUAUUGCUCUCUCUACUAUGUCUUAAAAAAAAAAACAACAGUAAACAUUAUACAAAUGACAGGACGUGUUUAACACUCUGUCCUGGGGAUCAAUGGGAACUUUGCUUUUUCUCCAUCAGAUCUCCUUGAUUGCCUUCCAGCUGUUACUCUACGUCCCUCUCACUAAUUCCCACCUCUUAAUUCCUUCUGCGGAAGUAGGAAAUCUGUGGAAGGGCUCAUAGUUAUUUGAUUCUUCAUUUCUUGGAUACAGUUCCUUUUAAAUCAGUAGCAAUCUGUGUGGUCUUGGUCGCAGAAACAAACUUUAAACAGGGAGAUGCAGCUGUUAUAUACUGCAGAAUACAUGUCAGGGAUACCAUGUGCAUUACAAGUCAAUCAGCCAUUACAGGGACAGCCCCAUUUACACUGAAGUGUUCUACAAGUUUUCAUACAGACUGUAUGUGUAUGUAUUUAUAUAGGAAAGAGGUAAGCCACCCUGAGCUUGUUCACUUACUCCCCUCCUGCUCCUCUUCUGCAACAGGCCUUUAAACAGGAUUCCCCAAGGGCUGAAUCAGCAGAGACCUCAAGACAGCUGUAGCCUCCCCCAGCACUGCCAUGUCAAUGGUUUGUCCCAGCCCCAUCUCAUUUGCUGGACCCUGCCUUACAGAAAGCCAGGGAUAUACAUUCCAAGAAUGAUUUCUGUGAAAUUACUUUGUAGAACGAGUUUUCAGAAUGUACUGUAUUAUGUGUUUUUUUUCUUUGUUUUGUGUUUUUUUUAAAAUAAAACUUUAAGCAAAAA